AUGGCAGCUGACCUUCUUAAUCCAUCUGAGAAGCAGGGUGAGCAGAUUCAUACCACCCAGGAAGCUGGAGGUACUGUUCCUGCUACAAAUGGCGAUACAUCCGAUCAGGAUUCCCUCGAUCAGGAGGCUCAGGCUGGUGUGAAGGGUAUCCAGGCGGCUACCAAGGUGUGGACCAAGGGGCAUCUUAUCUUGGCAUAUGCAAUUAUCUGGUUCAUCUACUUUGUCACCUCCAUCCAGGAGGUUGUCAUCCGAUCCUUGAACCCUUAUGUGACCAGUGCCUUCUCCCUCCACUCUUUGACUGCGGCCACCAGUAUUAUGGCUAAUAUUAUCGGUGGUCUGAGUAAAAUCCCACUGGCAAAGAUCCUGGACACAUGGGGCCGUCCUCAGGGUAUCAGUUUGACGUUGUUCAUCUGGGUGGUUGGUUUCAUCAUGAUGGCUGCAUGCAACAAUGUGCAGACCUACGCCGCUGCACAGGUAUUCUCUUCCGUGGGAUCCCAAGGAGUCAGCUAUUGUUUGACUGUCUUCAUCGCCGACACAUCGACACUGAAGAAUCGAGCCCUGAUGCUGUCUUUUGCCACCUCGCCCUACAUUAUCACAACAUGGAUUGGCGGUCCCAUUUCGCAGAGUGUCCUGGAAGGACCUGGCUGGCGAUGGGGAUUCGGGAUUUUUACCAUCAUCGUUCCGGUUGUGGUCUCACCACUAUGCAUCCUGUUUUUCUGGAACCACCAGAAGGCCAAGAAGAUGGGCCUGCUCCAGUCAAACCGCAGUCCUUUGACCCUGCAAUCGGUCAAAAAAUAUCUUAUUGAAGUCGACAUGCUUGGAAUCCUCCUUCUCGCUGGUGGUAUGGCAUUGUUUCUUCUUCCGUUCAGCCUGUGGUCCUACCAAAAGGACCAAUGGCGCUCCGCCAUGAUUAUCUGUAUGAUCAUCUUUGGAGGAGUUCUGCUCAUUGUGUUCGCCCUCUAUGAAAGAUUCUGGGCUCCAGUGACCUUCAUCCCAUUCAAGCUACUGAUGGACCGAACUGUCUUCUUCGGUGGACUGAUGUUUGUAUUUGAGUUCUUCAACUCCAUGGUUUGGGGCAGUUACUUCGGCUCCAUGCUUCAGGUCGUCUGGGGUCUAGAUGUCACUGAAGCCAGUUAUGUCUCCGCCAUUUACCGAGUUGGAUCCUGCCUGUGGUGUCUGCUCGUCGGAUAUCUGAUUCGCUGGACUGGUCGCUUCAAAUGGUUGGCAGUCUACUUCUCAUUCCCUCUCAUGAUUCUUGGAGUUGGUCUAAUGAUCAAGUUCCGUCAACCCGAUGCGGGCAUUGGAUAUAUCUGCAUGACUCAAAUCUUCGUCGCCUUUGCAGGUGGUACUACAGUCAUCUGUGGCGAGCUCGCUAUGAUGGCACCUUCUGAUCACCAGCACAUCGCUGUCGUGCUUGCUAUCUUGAACCUUUUCAGUAGCAUUGGAAGUGCGAUUGGAGGUACCGUGUCUGCAGCAAUUUGGACUAGCGAAUUCCCCAGGGCUUUGGCGAAAUACUUGCCGUCGGAAGUCAAUGUGGCGUCGGUCUACUCAAACAUCAAUGUCCAGCUGUCUUAUCCUUUCGGAAGCCUGGAGAGAAAUGCUAUCGCCCAUGCCUAUGGAGACGCGCAGCGUUACAUGCUUAUUACCAGUGUGUGUAUGCUGGCUCUUGCCUGGGGUUGUGCUGCGAUGUGGCGUGACAUUAAGGUUAAGGACUUCAAACAGGUGAAGGGAACUGUGUUCUAA
Penicillium antarcticum is the source of this 1743-nucleotide messenger RNA. RefSeq lists its product as uncharacterized. The transcript is spliced from 3 exons. Gene Ontology annotation, molecular function: transmembrane transporter activity. Gene Ontology annotation, biological process: transmembrane transport. The coding region runs from base 1 to 1743 and encodes 580 amino acids. Lineage: Eukaryota; Fungi; Ascomycota; Eurotiomycetes; Eurotiales; Aspergillaceae. The record is from RefSeq and is a predicted model, not a curated record.